CACAGCUCUCCUGACAGCCGGCAGUGGCGAGCGGCUGCUGCAGAGCCAGGCCAUGGGCUGGCGCUCCUGACAGGAUCGCUCGCCCUCUCGUCAGGGCCCGUCGGGGACACAGCACAGCCCUGUCGCUUCUGUCACCAGCAGCGCGGCCGACAUGUGCCUGUGACCAUGGAGAUGAAGGACUCGGGCAGCGUGGUCCUCACAGCCUACCAUCCGCACAGCCCGGCCAGGAUACCGGGCAUGGAGCAGAGCUUUGUACAGGAUAUCCCUCCCAGCCAUUCGCCCGCCAGCAGAAAGUCCCUCCCUCGUUGUCGAAGAAUUAACAGGAUGCUUUCCAACGAGUCAGCACCUCCUCCUACAUUCAGUCGCUCCAAUUCGCAGGCCUCCAUGGACAGCACUUCCAUGGAGGACUUUUGGUGUGAAGUGGAGAACAUCAAGGAGAGCAGAGAAGAUGGAUCUGAAGAGGCAACACUCUUGGAGUUCAAGCCUGCUGAUGAAGGGGAGCUGGAGGCAGAAUGGCUGCAAGACGUAGGUUUAUCUACAUUGAUCUCUGGAGCUGAAGAGGAGGAUGGCCAAGCUCUGCUGUCCACUCUGACCAGAACUCAAGCUGCUGCCGUACAGAAGAGGUACAACACCUACACUCAGACCCUGAGGAAGAAGAACAAGCACACAGUCCGGGAUGUGCGAGACAUCUUUGGCACCGAUGACUCUUCUCUCACGUUUGAGACCGUUCCAGUGCCACCAGUUCCUUCUAAUGGUAUCCAGCUCUCUGGGCAAAAGCCAGUUUGGAAAUCAGUUACCUCUAAUAGCUGUCUAGACUGCGGACUAGAUAAAGGCAGCCCAUCCAUAACAGAAGAGCUCUCUUAUGAGGUCUCUUUCUCAGAAUCCAUUACAGUCCUUCCAAAAACACAAGAGUGGCCAAAGAAUCAGAGGUUCAAAAAAGAAGACUCAGCUUUGCCUAAAUUCAUUGUUCGGAAAAGCCGGUUUGGACUGACAGAGGUUGGAGACCUCUCCCCUGAAGACAUGAAGAAGAUCCGCUACCUCUCCUUGAUUGAGCUAACAGCCUUCUACGAUGCGCUGGGGGUGGAACUGAAGAGGAACCGUGCAGAGAGAGUGCGGGGACGAGAGAAUGGUCUUUUCGGAGUACCUCUCACCGUCCUGCUGGAGAAUGAUCAAAAGAAGGUUCCCGGAAUAAAAGUUCCCCUCAUCUUCCAAAAAUUGCUGCUCAAGCUUGAGGAAACAGGUUUGGAAACUGAAGGAAUUCUACGAGUUCCUGGAUCUGCCUCCAGAGUCAAGAAUCUCCAUCAAGAACUUGAGGCGAAAUUUUACGAAGACACUUUUGACUGGGACCAAGUACGAAAUAAUGAUGCAGCGGGACUGCUGAAAAUGUUUAUAAGAGAACUCCCAAGCCCACUCUUCACAGUAGAAUAUCUGCCUGCUUUCAUCACACUAGUGGAAAAAAUCUCCAAGAUCAAGUUACAGCUACAAGCUUUGCAUCUGUUGAUCAUGCUGCUGCCUGAAGCCAACAGAGAUACAGCCAAGGCCUUUCUUCAGUUCCUGAAGAAGGUGGUUGCUAAUGAAGCAAAAAACAAGAUGAAUUUGUGGAAUGUUUCUAUGAUUGUUGCACCAAACCUCUUCAUCUACAAAGGGAAACGUGCAAACCAACAAGAAAUGCAAGCAGCUGCCACCACAGCACACAUCGUGCGGCUUUUAAUUCGGUACCAGGACAUCCUGUGGACAGUCCCAUCUUUCCUGAUUUCCCAAGUGAGAAAAAUGAAUGAGGCAGCGAUGAACAACAGCAAGAGGCAGCUGAUGUUUGACAAAGGAGUGAGAAAACUUCUAAGGAGAAAGACCAUGGAACGGGAGAGACCUGAAAGACCAGAGGGAGCUGUCACUUUUCCCCCAUACCUGCAGUCUGACAUACCCGAGGGGGUGAUAAGAGUGUAUGCUCCACUGCAUUCAAAAGUCUCUAUGGCAAUUCAACUCAACAGCCAAACAAAAGCCAAAGACAUCCUGGCUCGAUUCCACUGUGAAAACAGCCGUGGAUCAUCACAGAACAUGAGGGGCCAGAUCCAAAGUUUACAUGAAAUUGGAGGAAAUAUAGGUCAGCACUGCUUGGAUCCAGAUGCUUACAUGUUAGAUGUCUACCGUGCAAAUCCUCAGGCAGAAUGGGUGAUAAAACCAAAAGCGAGCUGAAGCAGAAGGCUGCAGUGUACUGGACAAAACCAAACGGACAAGAGUGAUGCCUGUCAUUUAAGAAGCUCUUGCAGAGACAAAACAGUAGCUACAGGACAUCAUUCCUCCCUACUGAAGUGUCCAACUGAUGGUCAGCACAUACUACUUUUGGUAUUCCAGAUUCUGACCAUCAGAAAAAUAUCACAUCAGUUAUGCUUUCAUAUGGAUUACACUUGUGCCAGUUGGCCCAGGAAUUGAGGAGGACAGCCCAAGGUACGGUGUGCAGAAAACAACCUGUCACAUACAAGUUGUUCAUUUCCUGACCUGGUGUUAGAACAUAGAUAUUUGAAAAUAAUCCAGUAACAUCAGAGGAUGAAUGAAACACUACCUACCACAGUGUAACACAGAAGCACCACAGAGACGUUCAAGAAGAGAAGGUACCUGUCAGAUGUGGAAGACAGAAGCUCAACAUGCAGCAGUGCCAAGACACAGCCUUGUGACAAACCAAAACCUUUCUGCUGAAAGUAAACAGUGUGCAUAACUGCAAUAAUUGUCUCUCAGUCACUCCUCAGGAGUACCUGACACUGGGAGCAGGAGGCAGAAGGAAGGACUAAUGUAUAGACAGCUGUACUGCCCAGUGUGUACCACUGUAUUACAUAUCACUACCAGUCUUCCAAAAUGGUCUGUCUGGAUCAUGUAGCUGUGUGCAACUGUAAUGCCACAGACCAUUCUCUUGUUCCUUCCUCUGUCACACACACAGAUUUCAGGAGACAACUGCUCGGUAAGAAGGGGCAUAUACCCCUGGCUCUGCCUUUUACUUGAUACUCCCAGAAUUAAGUCUGUGUAAUGCCAUACUAUAAGAUAUGUGUUACUGGUGCAACUUACAGUCACCACUUGUUUUUGUCAAACAUUAUAGUUUCCUAUUUGUAACCUAAUUAUUUUUAUUUUGUUUAUUUUAGCUUUAAUACAUAAGCAAUUUUUAUACUAUUCAGCUGUAUUGACAAGAGAGAUCUUUGUUCAGGUCUUGUAUAAUACAACAUGGAGAAGAAAAAGAGCUUCCAAUGAGCAGUGGGAUUUAAUAAUUUACACAUUAGGUCUUUAAAGCCAUAGCCAAACUAGGCCCAGUCAUGCUGGGGGUUUUACAAACACACAGAAAGUUGCAGCUUUUUACAGAUGACAUGCAGUCAAAGAAGACACAGGCUAACAAGAGAACAACAUGCUGCAACUGCAUUGGAAAUGUAAGACAGCGUGUCUAGUUUGUAGCUAGUCACAAGAGCAAGCACCGUUCUUCACCUAGUCAUCUCCUUUGGGGCUAUACUUUACUGAACUAAAGCAUGUUUGUUGAGUAGGGAAAUCACAAAUCUCUGGAAAAGAGCAAGUCUUUUUCUCAUCUUUGUCAUAUGCAAAAAAUGGGAAUUGAUACCUUCAACUGCACUGCAAUGUCUCCAUCGUUAAGACGAUGAUAUUGCACAGUGAAUACACCCACAGCCUGAGCAGUGGGUUUUGUUUCUGACCUGGAUGCACGGAUGAGGCAGAAGCUGCUUAUCACAUAGCAAUGUAAAAGUGUUCUGAACCAAGUCCUCCAGGUGAACACAAAGGACGGUGUCCUGCAAAGGAAGUCUGUUAAUUUGUGAUUCUCUGCUGAAGUUGUGCAAUGAGGAUCUGAACCAGAAGCAGGGCUUCUAGAAUGUGCUAAUUAGGUUAAUUGUGUUGUUCAAUAGUUAACUUUCUUUGUUAGUGAUCAGUGAAAGAAAUCAACAUUGAACUAAUAACUUUACCAGCAACAAUAAUGUCUACAGAGGGCAGAUCUUGUCUUCUUUCUUACCUUCUGGUUAAAAAAUGAUAAAAAUUUAGCAAACAUAAUCCUUUUCAUUAAAACAGUGACAUUUUAAACUUCCUGACAUUUU
Empidonax traillii (willow flycatcher) is the source of this 4079-nucleotide messenger RNA. RefSeq names its product Rho GTPase activating protein 28 (gene ARHGAP28). The coding region runs from base 166 to 2193 and encodes 675 amino acids. Gene Ontology annotation, molecular function: GTPase activator activity. The transcript has 15 exons. The record is from RefSeq and is a predicted model, not a curated record. Gene Ontology annotation, cellular component: cytoplasm. Gene Ontology annotation, biological process: signal transduction; negative regulation of stress fiber assembly; regulation of actin filament polymerization. Lineage: Eukaryota; Metazoa; Chordata; Aves; Passeriformes; Tyrannidae.